Messenger RNA from Chlamydomonas reinhardtii, 3689 nucleotides. RefSeq lists its product as uncharacterized. Gene Ontology annotation, cellular component: mitochondrion. The record is from RefSeq and is a predicted model, not a curated record. Gene Ontology annotation, molecular function: 3'-5'-RNA exonuclease activity. Gene Ontology annotation, biological process: nuclear-transcribed mRNA catabolic process, deadenylation-dependent decay. The transcript has 17 exons. NCBI's taxonomy places the organism in Eukaryota, Viridiplantae, Chlorophyta, Chlorophyceae, Chlamydomonadales, Chlamydomonadaceae. The coding region runs from base 269 to 2917 and encodes 882 amino acids.
GGUUCAGGAGAUUAGCUGCUUCAUCAGCAGAAAACUGGGGCUGCACGAGCAGCUCACAAGUCGUCACCACUGAACGGCAAUUACCCUCAGCUCCGUGUCAGUAACUGUUCAAAUCAAUAUACAAUUCGUGAUCGCUUAGGGACAAUCCGACGGGCAGGGCGUGCCCUCACCUUAGGUCGGGCGCCCCGAAGUUGUGGCACACCUCGCUGGCCACCCUCAGCCGACUCCUGCCGCACGCCUGACAUCGCAAGCCAUCGCCGCCCGCUGGAUGCUAGCAGCCCUGCGGGAGGCCAGGGCUCUAGGAGUCAGCCGCGGCCUACUGGCUACGGGUCGCGCCAGCGUGUCACCGGCCGUGGCCUAUCCUGCUCUGCAUUUCCUGAGCCCAGCAUCCGCCGCAACCCACACCGGCCGCCACAGCGCCGCCUGCAGCCGCACCCGCACCUACGCCCGCUCCUGCAUCCGCGCCCUCAGCUCGCCAGCUGUUGGCUGGCCGCAGCUCACACAGGCGCCUCUUGCUCGGCAGCGCCUGCCUGCCUGCGGCUGUGGCAGUAGCAGCAGUGCACUAGCUGGCGGUGGUGCACGCAACAGCAGUAGCAGCAGUAGCAGCGGCAGGGCUGCAAACGUGACGGCCGGUGCUGUCGGGAAGGCGGGCGCCAUGCAGCACGGGGCGGCUGUUGCUCAAGACGCAGGGGCCGCGGCAGCGGCGCCAGCAGCGGGCCUAGCCAGGGCGGUGGUGCGUGCGCCCGCGGGUGCUGACGCGCUGGUGGUGACUGUGAGCCUGGGCGCCAAGACCUGCAAUCUCAACAGGCCCUGUGACGAGCUGCUGGAGAAGGCGCUCACGCGCCUGGCCAAGAACCUUGUCAGCAAGCCCUCCAAGAAGGAGAAGCGCAAGAAGCCUGCCGGCGCGGGUGCGGGUCCCUCCGCGGGGGCCAGCAGCGCGGAGGCCUCGCAGGACGACGGCGGCGGGGUGGCGGCGGUGCUGUACGAAGACGCGGAGGGCAGGAGGCCGCUGCCGCUGUCCCUGACCAACGGCGAGGCGUGGCGGCGGGGAGUGCUGCUGGAGGUGGCGGGGGAGCGGUUCGCGGUGGAGCUCAACCCGCCCACCGUGGACAAGAUCUCCAUCGACCGGCUGGCCAUGGUGGGCUACCCCACGGCCGCCGCAGUCACGCUGUCGUUUGCCGAGGUGGGCGCCUGCCGCUGGCGCUGGUGGGCGCAGCGGCCGGGCGAGGCGGCGGCGGCGGCGGCGGGUGACGGGUGGCGCGACCUGGGUUGCGACACGCAACACUACACGCCGCAGCCCGAGGACGAGGGCUGCGUGCUGCGUGUGGAGUGCACGCCCACGGCGCCGCGGCGGGGGCCGGCAGCGGGCGAGGCAGGGGCAGCGGCAGCGGCAGGGGCGAAGGGCGAGGGCGAGGAGGAGGAGGCGUGGCCGGGCGAGACGGUGGCGGCUGUGACAGGCCCGGUGGGUCGCGGCCCCGAGCGCUGCUCCGCCUCCGUGCGCUGCGGCUGCACGCCCACCCCCGGAGCCCACGUGGCGGCGCCCGCCUUCCGCCUGCUGUCGUACAACAUCCUGGCAGACCAGUACGCCGGCUCCGAGUACGCACAAAACGUGCUGUUCAAGUACUGCCCCAAGGAGAACCUGGACCCCGCCUACCGUCGCGCGCUGGUGCUUCGUGAGUUGCUGGGCUACCGCGCCGACGUCAUCUGCCUGCAGGAGGUGGACGAGCGCGCCUUCACAGACUUCCUCAGCCUGCACCUGCGGCUGCACGGCUACGAGGGCCACUACACAAACAAGCAGGGCAAGGUGAAGGAGGGCAGCGCCACUUUCUGGCGCACCAGCCGCUUCCGCGCCCUGUCCCACGCCGACAUCCGGCUGCGGGAGGCGUUCAGGCUGCCGCUGCCGCCCCUGCACGCGCAGUUCGGACCCAUGCUGGAGGCCAGCAAGGAGCUGGCCACGGCGCUGCAGCAGGUAACCACCAUCGCUCAGGCCACGCUGCUGGCGCCCGUGUCGCCCACCGGCCCCGAAGGCUGCCUGUGUGUGGUGAACACGCACCUGUUCUUCCACCCCUACGCCCCGCACAUCCGCACCAUGCACACCGCCGGCAUCCUGGAGGAGGCCGCCGCCUUCCUCGCGCGCUGCGCAGACGGCACACAGCCGCCGGCCGCAGGCGCCAGUGUGGACGAGUUGCGCACCGCCGCCAGCUUCGGCCCCGGCCCCGAGGCCCCCGGCGUGAGUGUGAGCGCCAGCAUGAGCGGCGGGCUGCAGCGACCCACGGUGCUGUUCUGCGGCGACCUCAACUCCGACCUCAACGACGGCAUCCCGGGUGUUGUGGAGCUGCUGCGCAAGGGCUCGCUGCCACACGACUACUGGGACUGGGUGCAGGGGGCCGCGUUCAAGUGGGGAAUGGGUGAGGAGGACGCGGAGGCGAUGGCACAAGGCACCGCGCAGCUGCAGGAGGCAGCAGCCGCCGCCGCCGCCGCCGCGGCAGCCGCCGCCGCCGGCUCGCCGCCGCCCUCCGCCGUCGGCGCCACCCGCUCAGCCUCCAUGUCUUCCGUGGACCCGGCGGCUGCGGCCGCCGCCACUGGCUCCCUGUUUGCCGCCGACGGGCACGCCUUUGAGAGCACCUCCACGACGCCUGCCGCGCCCAUUGCGGUGACGGGUGUGGACAUCCGCCUGCCGUACGUGUUCCGGGCGGCGGACGACCUGGCCACGCCCUACACCAACUACACCAGCGGCUACAAGGCACUGCUGGACUACGUGUGGUAUGAGGAGGCCGUGCUGCGUGUGCUGGGCGCCACGCCGGUGCCCAGUGAGGAGCAGCUGGGCGGCUUCAUCCCCUCGCCCGCCUUCCCCUCAGACCACCUGGCGGUGGUGUACGACAUGACGUGGCGGCGGCCGGGCGACGGGUCGGGCUGAGAGGAGGAGUGGGGCGGCGGCCAAGAGGUGCGGCCACUCCCUUCGCCUCGUGGGUUGCACAGUGGAUUCCAACCUCGGGGCGGAGAGCGCAGCUUGGCCUGGGCUGCACAGCAGCGUGGAGGGUAGGAGCUAGUAAGAGCCAGUCUGCUAGUGCGCGAGGGUGGUGUAGGCCUAGGCGGUCGGGGCGCGACCGGCGUGCGUGUGUAUGGACUGGUACCGUGGCAGAGGAAAGGGGCUGCAUGGGGCAUGGCUCGUGCGUCGGUCGUCAUGCGUGGCCCUCGCACGCCCUUGUACACUGGGGUGUGAGACUUUUUUUGCAUUACGACCUAGAAGACGCCGUACUGUUCAUCCACGCGCACGGCGCGCAAUCACUGUGCAUGCUACAUGUCCGCGGUUGCAGUGGCAUGGCGGCAGCGGCGGUUGCUGGGGCGGGAGUGACCCCUACCCCCCCCCCCUGUUAGGGCGAAGUGCGGUCACGAGGCAGGCCGUCAGCGCCGCGCAGCCCGCAGCAGAGUGUCCGAGAACUCGCUCGGGGGGAGGUGUAGGCGGAUAUGGCACAUGCACAUUUCUCGUGCAGCCACGGGGGCGGAGCGGCGCGGGCAGUGCAGGGGCAGCAGGACACUGGAUGCUGAGCGAUUGACACUAGGCAGGGCCAUCGAUUGAAGCUUGGGAUUGGCCUUGACACGGCGGCCCUAACCAUGGUCUCGAACUUCUCAAUGAGCAGUAGCAGCAUAGGUGUAUUACACGAUUCGUGCAUCCCUUCUAGCAGAUG